GUAAGCAUCAAACUUGGCAACCGUAACCUCGGACCUCCGAACCUACCUCUAGGUACAUACGCAGUUGCAGAAGUGAGCUUCACUUUCCCCAUUUCGUGCGAUGGCAACCCCAGCGUGCAAUGGUAUGUUUGGCUCGUCGCAAGUAUUGCAUGGUGUGUAGUGGGCUGUAUAUGGUUUUGGCAUCGGUCCGAAACCGUUUGGACCUGGCUGAAUGGUCCUAUCGAGACAUUCCACACCGAGCAGCCGAUGACCAGACGCUCGCGAAUCACCACAGCCUGUUUCGUCUCAGUCUUGGUCGUUGCCCUGUGGCCAUUGGAGAUUUUAAUCUCCAACAUUUGGUCAAGGGUCACGCACGCGACAAACAACCAAGGAACACCAAAAGACCAACCGAGAACGCAACCAGCAGAAGAACCCCAAGCGGCACCCCCGCCGCCAUAUGAUGUCGCAGUGGCCGCCGCAUAG
Molecule: messenger RNA, 462 nt
Organism: Neurospora hispaniola
Lineage: Eukaryota; Fungi; Ascomycota; Sordariomycetes; Sordariales; Sordariaceae
Exons: 2
Source: RefSeq, a predicted model, not a curated record